AUGGAUGUGGCACAUUGCUAUUUAGAAGGUAAUGCAGAUGCUGUUGAGUUUUGCCCACAUAAUGGGCACCAUAAUGUUUUAGCAGCAUCCACUUACACACUACACGAAGGUGAUCAACCCACUAGAUGUGGAAGCAUUUCACUAUUCAAUGUUGACGGGAACACAAACAAUUUUCACACCGUUUAUAGUGAGGAGACUAGUGGGAUUUUCGACAUAAAGUGGAAUCCACCCUCAGGGAACACGGGUCCUUUUUUAGGUCAAGCAGAUGCGGAUGGAUACUUGAGAAUUAAGAAGCUGGAUGGUUGCUAUGAUGGAGUACAAGGGACUUGUUUAAAAGAGAUUACAAGCGAGAAAAUCAGUAACUCAAUGUGUUUGUACCUGGAUUGGAAUCCUUUAUCGACAUCGAUCACAGUUGGGCUUUCUGAUGGCUGUGUUUCUAUUGUUUCUCUCCUUGAAUCCAAAUUGGAAAUACAAGAGGAGUGGAACGCACAUGAUUUUGAACUUUGGACAACCUCUUUUGAUAUCCACCAGCCAAAUUUGGUGUAUACUGGCUCUGACGAUUGUAAGUUUUGUUGUUGGGAUUUGAGGGAUAGUCCUUCCAAUCUUGUAUUUAAGAACUCUAAAGUCCACAAAAUGGGUGUUACUAGCAUUGAAAAGAGUCCUCAUGACCCAAAUAUAUUAUUAACUGGCAGCUAUGAUGAAUUCUUGAGGGUUUGGGAUUUAAGAUCAAUCUCAAAACCUGUUGAUGAAACUUCAAUCAGUUUAGGUGGAGGUGUUUGGAGGGUGAAGCAUCAUCCCGACAUUCAAGGCCUUGUUUUGGCUGCCUGUAUGCACAACGGUUUUGCGAUCGUUGGUAUUAAAGGCGACAAAGCUGAGGUGUUGGAAACAUACAAGAAGCAUGGUUCACUUGCAUAUGGAGCAGACUGGCAGAAAGGAGAAGUGAAGCUCAUUGAAGGGAGAAGUAAACCAGUAGUGGCCACUUGCUCAUUCUAUGACAAACUUGUCAGGGUAUGGAGGACCAGUAAUGAUAUUAUCUUGUAA
Messenger RNA from Lathyrus sativus (Indian pea), 1041 nucleotides. Lineage: Eukaryota; Viridiplantae; Streptophyta; Magnoliopsida; Fabales; Fabaceae. The record is from the annotation of a GenBank genome assembly.